This is a messenger RNA of Plasmodium reichenowi, 1814 nucleotides long. Its product is annotated as reticulocyte binding protein 2b. Lineage: Eukaryota; Apicomplexa; Aconoidasida; Haemosporida; Plasmodiidae. The annotation marks the transcript as partial. The record is from RefSeq and is a predicted model, not a curated record. The transcript has a single exon.
AUAUAAAAAAUAAAAUUUCUGAUGAUAUAAAAAUUUUAAAGAAAUAUAAAGUAAUGAAUCAAGAUGUUUUAGAUUAUUAUGAAAAUCUAGAUAAAAAAUUAAAAGAUAAUACAUAUCCCAAUGAAAUGCAUACUACUUCUUUAGUUCAAACAACUGAAUAUAGUACAUAUGAAGAUAAAACAAUAAGUGAACUUGAGCAAGAAUUCAAUAAUAAUAAUGAAAAACUUGAUAAUAUAUUACAAGAUAUCAAUGCAAUGAAUUUAAAUAUAAAUAUUCUCCAAACAUUAAAUAUUGGUAUAAAUAGAUGUAAUACAAAUAAUGAAAAUGUAGAACACUUACUUAACAAGAAAAUUGAAUUAAAAAAUAUAUUAAAUGAUCAAAUGAGUAUUAUAAAAAAUGAUGAUAUAAUUCAAGAUAAUGAAAAAGAAAACUUUUUAAAUGUUUUAAAAAAAGAAGAGGAAAAAUUAGAAAAAGAAUUAGAUGAUAUCAAAUUAAAUAAUUUGAAAAUGGACAUCCAUAAAUUGUUGAAUUCGUAUUACGAUUCAAAGAAAAAUAUAGAAAGCAAUGAUAAAAUAAAUUUAGAUUCUUUCGAAAAGGAAAAAGAUAGUUGGGUUCAUUUUAAAAGUGAUAUAGAUAGUUUAUAUGUGGAAUAUAACAUAUGUAAUCAAAAGACUCAUAAUACUAUCAAACAACAAAAAAAUGAUAUCAUAGAACUUAUUUAUAAACGUAUAAAAGAUAUAAAUCAAGAAAUAAUCAAAAAGGUAGAUAAUUAUUAUUCUCUGUCAGAUAAAGCUUUAACCAAACUUAAAUCUAUUAAUUUUAAUAUAGAUAAGGAAAAAUAUAAAAAUCCCAAAAGUCAAGAAAAUAUUAAAUUAUUAGAAAAUAGAGUUAUGAUACUUGAAAAAAAGAUUAAUGAAGAUAAAGAUGCUUUAAUACAAAUUAAGAAUUUAUCACAUGAUCAUUUUGUAAAAGCUGAUAAUGAGAUAAAGAAGGAAAAGGAGAAGGUGGACGACGAACAAACACACUAUAGUGAAAAAAGAAAAGUAAUGGGAGAUAUAUAUAAGGAUAUUAAAAAAAAACUAGAUGAGUUAAAUAAUAAAAAAUUGAUAGAUAUUACUUUAAAUGAAGCAAAUAAAAUAGAAUCAGAAUAUGAAAGAAUAUUAAUUGAUGAUAUUUGUGAACAAAUUACAAAUAAAGCAAACAAAAGUGAUACUAUUAAGGAACAAAUCGAAUCAUAUAAAAAACAUAUUGAUUAUGUAGAUGUUGACGUUUCCAAAACGAGUAACGAUCAUCAUUUGGAUGUAGAUAAUAUAAAUAAUUCUUUUUUUAAUGUAGAUACAUUAAAUUAUAAAGCAUAUUUUGAUAAAUUAAACGAUUUAUAUGAAAAUAUAAGAAAGUUAACAAAUGAAUCUAAUGGACUAAAAAGCGAUGCUCAUAAUAACAACACACAAGUUGCUAAACUAAAAGAAAUUAAUUUACAAGUAUUUAGCAAUUUAGGAAAUAUAAUUAAAGAUGUUGAAAAACUUGAAAAUACAUUAAAUGAACUUAAAGAUAUGUACAGUGUUCUAGAAACGAUCGAUAUUAAUCAAAUAUUAAAAAAUAUUCAUAAUAGCAUGAAGGAAUCAGAAGAAUAUAGUAAUAAAACGAAAAAAAUAUUUGAACAAUCAGUAAAUAUAACUAAUCAAUUUAUAAAAGAUGUUGAAAUAUUGAAAACGUCUAUUAACCCAAACUAUGAAAGCUUAAAUGAUGAUCAAAUUGAUGAUAAUAUAAAAUCACUUCUUCUAAAGAAAGAGGAAAUAUCCGAAAAAAGAAAA